This is a messenger RNA of Protopolystoma xenopodis, 465 nucleotides long. The record is from the annotation of a GenBank genome assembly. NCBI's taxonomy places the organism in Eukaryota, Metazoa, Platyhelminthes, Monogenea, Polystomatidea, Polystomatidae.
UCGACCAGCACUUUGAAGAGCGUGCGCGUCCUCCUCGUGGGACCGCGGCCAAGUUGGUACGACAAUCCCCCGAAUCCGCCCCUUCAGAGCAACGGGACUCGAGCCAAGUCACUCUGCCUCCUCCGCAUCGCAGCAGAGUCGGGCUGUUGUCGGCCCAACCCGUGCCUGAUGGACAUGUGUCCGUCAAUGUCCCCCCGCCCAUCUGUUGCCGGGCGGCCGACAGUUGGCAGUCCUUCUGACCGGGCUACUCGGCGACUCGUGAUUGGACAGUUGGAUGUGGGAGAAAACCGGGUCGUCGCCCACCGAACCGCCAAUCAGGCGGUGGAUGACUUUGGUGCCCUUUUGCUGCUGUUCACUCUGCCAACCAUCACAUGCCUCCAAGACACUGACUGUCCUCCACCCCUCGGCGGGAAGUUGGUGCAACUCCGCCAAAAGCAGGCCCGGCUGAUCCUGUCGUCCAUUUGA